CGAACUUAUACGAAGCAACCGUAAAUUGAAAUAACCCAUCAAGCAGUGAACAAGCAAAAGCUAACGGCAGAACACGGCCGAAGAAAAGUGAAUUCCAUGCAAAACUUAAAGGAAAUACAAGUGAAGUGUUAUCGGCACGCCAAAACAAAGGCAAAGAGCUAAAAGAGAAUAAACUCAAUAAAGAACUGCAACAAACCGAAGACAAAAACCUACACCUGAAACAACAAUAGCAACUCACCACACACAACUCACCACACACGCUAAACCAAUUCACCAGCUCGCGUUGAUAAACGCGUCAAAAUUUCGUUCAGUACAAGUUUAAAUCCGUGCGGGGCGUGCAACCAGAGCGAGGACAUCAUCAUGCUGUUAUCCUACAGAUACAUCUACACAUUUCUAAUGACCACAAUGGCCAGCAUUAUGGUUGUGCUCAGUUCGGCCCCGCACAUGCAGCUACCCGUACGGAAAUGCAGUGGACCCGGACACAACAUGGCAUUGAAUCUGGCCACCUAUGGUCUGCUGGAGAAUCGUAUUACCACACUGGAUGCACCGCAACAGACGCACUGGACCAAGAAGUUUCUGGCCAAACGCGAAGCGAAUCCACACUCGGCGCCGUACGUGGUCAGCAUACAGAUGAUGACUCCAGACCAGGGCUUGGUGCACUAUUGCGCCGGUACCAUCAUCAACGAACAUUGGAUACUGACAGCAGCCCAUUGUCUCAGCUCACCCCAGGCCGUGGCCAGUUCAGUGAUUGUGGCCGGCAGUCAUGACAUCCACAAUCGCCGUGGCGAGGCGGGCAGCGUGCAGCUGCGCAACAUCGACUACUAUGUGAGACAUGAGCUCUAUCUGGGCGGCGUCAAUCCCUAUGAUAUUGCGCUCAUCUACACCAAGAAGCCGCUCAUAUUCGACGAGUAUGUGCAGGCAGCAACGCUUCCAGAGCAAGACGCCAGGCCGGAAGGCUACGGCACGCUGUACGGCUGGGGCAACGUUUCGAUGACCGCCGUGCCCGACUAUCCGCACAAGCUGCAAAUGGCGAACAUGCCCAUAUUGGAUAUGCAGCUAUGCGAGGAUAUUCUUGCACGUUCCGGGCUCGAGCUGCACGAGACAAAUCUGUGCACCGGCCCACUGACUGGUGGCGUUAGUAUUUGCACCGCCGACUCUGGCGGUCCACUCAUCCAGGAAUGCUGUGAGCCUCAUGUGGAGCAGAGCAACGUUAUCAUUGGCAUCGUCUCCUGGGGUCGAUUGCCCUGCGGCCAGAAGAAUGCGCCCUCUGUCUUUGUGCGCGUCUCGGCGUUUACAGAUUGGAUCAAUCAGAUUAUCACCUCAGCCACCCAGUUCAUGUAGUUACAUCAAUCAACGCAGACACUUGAUCGCAGCUCGAAUGUUAAAAAAAAAAUCUAAAAACAUAUCAAAAAUACCUCAAAAUGAUUUUGAAAAAAAAAAACCUAGUAGCUAAUCUCAGUAGUCAAAUAAGUCUAAAAAAACCUUACAUAUAUACUGCCCGUAAUCUAAGCCAUAUUAGACUAAGUCGCAAAAAAUGUUCGUAAUAAAAA
Messenger RNA from Drosophila hydei, 1550 nucleotides. Its product is annotated as venom peptide isomerase heavy chain. NCBI's taxonomy places the organism in Eukaryota, Metazoa, Arthropoda, Insecta, Diptera, Drosophilidae. Gene Ontology annotation, biological process: proteolysis. The transcript has a single exon. Bases 361 to 1341 code for a protein of 326 amino acids. The record is from RefSeq and is a predicted model, not a curated record. Gene Ontology annotation, molecular function: serine-type endopeptidase activity.